CCUGCAAACUGAAAAUAUUGAGGGGAAAGAAAGGAAAAAAAAAACGAACGAAUCAGAGGGAGGCCUAGGCUGCGGGUUCUGUUAGAAAUUAGGGGGAAAAGACUGAUCAGCGAAACGGAAGGAUCGCUAUGGCUUGGUUACCUUGGUAUGCCUGCGGCUGGUUUGGUAUCCCGAGCCAAUCACUGCCGCUGCUGAUCGGGAUUGUUGCCACGUGGGACCUUCUAGCUUGCUCCUCGUGCGCAGAAGGAGCGGCUGCGAAGUGCAUGCCAGGAGACUCGGUCGUGUCGUCGGCAGAAGCACGACCGGUCGGUAGCCCUGAUCGCCUCCUCGAAGCCUCUGCAGGCCGGCGGGAACUGAUCUCCCUGCACCCGUUGUUUGUCAAGGAGAGGAGCGGGCCGCUUGUGAAGCACCCCAUUAUGCGUGCUGGUGGUGACUCUUAUUGGUGCGGAUCUGCUGUAUUCCAUCUCGUGGUGCCAGAACCCUCCCAAGUGGACAAGGAAGUGGACAAAGCCAUGAUCUAUUAUGUCCUGGACGAAAUGUGCCUAGCCCCGGACGGAUCCGUCACAGACAAGACGAUAUCCAUCAGGAAAGCAAGUUUCUCGCUGGCUGAUCGACCACCGUCGCUCUUGAAUGCUAAUGACAACAACACGCUCGUAACCUACUGGUGGCCGGCUUCCUCGCCGAAUGGGACAAAGGUCUCUGAUCGCAUAUUCGUGAAGAUGGGGGUGAACAUGAGCUCUUCGGUGGCUGACACGCGCGUCUUCUACGGCCUGGACGUGUCGAGAUCGCAGAGCAACCUGGUCGUCAGUUCUGAGCCCUACGAUGUCGGCGGCACGCGCAUCAUCACCUCUGUCUCUGUGAUAGAUGGGUCGCGCUCGUCAAUCGAUUCGGGUGUGAGCUCGCUGGAGAGCUUGGCGCUCGAUCCCGCCAACAACACCCUGUACAUAUCCGACAACUCCGCGACUUCCCCGAAGAUCCUCUCGGUGCCUGUGUCCGACUCAGGUCUUCCCACAGCCGGGGGCGACCUGUCCCAGGUGCUCAGCACGUUUGGGGAUACCAGGGUCUCGUCGAUUUACUUCGGUCCCUACAGCUUCGUCUCGGGCGGGAGCUGCAUGUACUUCCGCGACGACCAGCAAAACCGCGUGUGGGGUUUCGAUCCCCACCACUCCUCCUCCACCUUCAACGUCACGCUGGUGGCAGGAUCGGCACUCUCGGGGGAGCGCGGCGUGCAGAAUGUCGAUGACGCCAACACCACCUUCUACCGCAUGCAGGCGCUGGUAACCACACCCGAUGGGUGCAAUCUCUUCGUCACGGACGAGAUAGACGGGAAUGGACUGGUUCGAUGGCUGAAGCUAGAUCGGCCCUGUAGCCUGGCAACACGCGUGGAGGUGGUGGCCAAACACAACGGCAUAGGGUCGUCCAGCUUGGCCCUACACAUAGCUGAGGGUCGGGUAAUCCUCUUUGUUGGCUCGUCAAAUGGCGACGUGCUUCAGCUGGUAAUCAACGACGAGCUUCUAGGGGGUUGCGGCUCUGACCAAUCUCCCCUCGGCAGCGGCAGCAGCUCGCCGCCAUCAUCGUCCUCCUCACUCCCCCUCCCCACUCCUUCACCUGCCGAAUCCCAACCGAACCUGCUCAAAUCAACGUCCUCACUCCCCGCCACAACUCCAUCUCCCAAGCCUACAUCGAACCUAGUGCUCAUCAUCGCUCUGUCCUUCGGAGGAGGUGCCUUAACGACCGUCCUUGCUCUUCUAGGCGCUUUCUGCUACAAGAAGCAGGCUAGCGGACAGAAAUCGUUGGUAACUGCCGCGCCGGGAUCUUCUUCAUCCGUCGGGAGCCGGAGCACGGUGGACGGGUCGUCGUCGACCACUCCCGACGAUCGAUCGAGGCGCAAGAGAAUGGAGCUCUCUCCGUCCAACGUGCACGUCGUGCAGCGCUUCGAGCUGAAGAGCUUGGCAGACCGCACGGACGACUUCCAUCCCUCCAAGCUCAUUGGCGACAAGGGGGCGUUCGGCGUAGUCUACAGGGGUUCCAUGGACGGCAGGGAGCUGGCCAUCAAGGUGAUGACGGGCGAGUUGACGGACGUCAAGAAGGCACAGUUCGUUGCAGAGGUGAACACUCUAAGCAGGUUGAACCAUGCCAACCUCGUCGAACUCCUUGGGUUUGGUCAGGAGGGAGAGAAAUCCAUCUUGGUCUACCCUUACUACGCCGGGGGAAGUUUGCAGCAUCGAUUGCACGCCGACACGAGAGAGACAGACGAACAAAAAGAGCAAGAGCAGGGAGAAGACGUACAAGGACAAGUAGCCCUGCACGACGGUGCAAGGCCGGCGAUCAUUCACCGAGAUAUCAAGAGCAGCAACGUUCUGCUCGGGGAGGGAGAAGGGGACAUGCUCGAAGCGAUCCUGGCCGACUCCGGCUUGGCGGCCAUCGGGGAGAGAGUGUUUGGCACAGGGUACGAGCACUUCGUCCAGACUUCGCCCGUGGUGGGGAGGUUCGGGUACAUGUCGCCCGAGUACAGGCUGUACGGCAAGCUGUCGGAGAAGAACGAUGUGUACUCCUUUGGCAUGCUUCUCCUCGAGCUGCUGACUGGGCGAAAGGCUGCCUGGCCGGCGGCUUCCAGAUUGGGAUGGGAGAUGCUGGCCACGUGUGUCGGCCGGUUCCUUUCCGGAGGAGGGGAUGAUGGAGAUGGGGAUCCCGAGGGGAUCGCCGACAUGGCGUUUGCGAUUCUCGAUCCUUCCUGCCGCGCUCAGGUGGCGUGUGAGGCUCUCUCCAAAACCAUGGUGAUGGAGGCCUUGUCUCUGGCGGGAGAUUGCGUCAACGAGCAAGGCAGGCAUCGGCGCGCCAGGAGCAUCGUGGUGCAACGCCUUCACGCCACAUGUCAGCAUGCGGGGAUAGCCUUGUGAAAUUCACUUCUUUUCAUCCCGCAUCAAUGGCCCCUACAUAGUUUCUUCGUCCCCAAAAAAGGAACGCAGGGUCGUUAGGCCAUCAAUGAAGCCAGAAGCUAUGA
Chara braunii is the source of this 3004-nucleotide messenger RNA. The record is from the annotation of a GenBank genome assembly. Lineage: Eukaryota; Viridiplantae; Streptophyta; Charophyceae; Charales; Characeae.